Messenger RNA from Taeniopygia guttata (zebra finch), 7083 nucleotides. RefSeq names its product potassium channel regulator (gene KCNRG). The record is from RefSeq and is a predicted model, not a curated record. Gene Ontology annotation, cellular component: endoplasmic reticulum. Gene Ontology annotation, biological process: protein homooligomerization; negative regulation of delayed rectifier potassium channel activity. NCBI's taxonomy places the organism in Eukaryota, Metazoa, Chordata, Aves, Passeriformes, Estrildidae. Gene Ontology annotation, molecular function: protein binding.
AUGAGUAGUCGAGAGGUGGUCAUUCUGAAUGUGGGAGGUGUGAGAUUUGUAACCCGGGCUUCCACCUUGCAGCAGUUCCCUGAGUCCAGGCUGGCACGGAUGGUGAAUGAUGAUGACCGGGAAUUUAAACUGGUGAAUGGAGAGUUUUUUGUGGACAGAGAUGGAGCUUUGUUUAGUUACAUCAUGGACUUCUUGAGGACUCUUCAGGUGUCCUUACCAACUGAUUUCUCAGACUAUGAGAGGCUGCAGAGAGAAGCAGAAUUCUAUGGACUCUACCCCCUGGCCAACCUCCUGAGCCAAGAACAUUUGUUGAAGCCAAGGCUGGAGAUCUUAGAAGUGCGUUUUUCUCUCCAAGAAAUGCAGGCCUUUUUCCGGAUCUUUGGUUCCUGCAGUACCACCAUUGAGGUACUAGCUGAGCAGAUCACUGUGUUUACAGGGCAGCAGUCAGGACAGGGCUGGAGCAGCCCUUUUCCUUCCCAGAAGCCACUUGUUCCACUUCCUUUGGAAAGACCCUCUCAUCACGAUCUGGUUUUUCUGUGUGGUACUGAGUAUUCUGCUGGUGACCAGUUCGUGCCCAGGUAUGUUUCCAUAAAGCCUGAUAAGAGAAAGCUGAUUAAUGGUACUAACGUGUUAGGCCUGCUGCUUGACACUUUACUCAGAGAUGGAUUUCGCCUCAUAAGCACCAGGACAGUUGCCAGUGAAGAGAAGGUUGAAUGCUACACUUUUGAAAGGAUGAAGAGGGCAGCAGGUCUUGCCAUUAUGGCGAACCAAACCCCAGGGAGCUCUGGGGCAGCACAGGCAAGGAGAAGCCAAGUACAGAAAUGGAAAUAAAGGCUUUUCUUCUGUGUUUUGAAUGUAGAAGAAGGAUGUGUUAGCACUAGUGGUCUUUUUUUUUUUGUUUUGGCUUGUUUGAAACUGCAGCUAUUGAGGGCAGUAACAAACACAUUUUCUUUCAAGUAUUUAGGGGGGAAAAUUGCUUUCUUGCCUUUUACCGCUCUACCUUCUUUAAGUAAAAGAAGCCCAGAUUCCAUACUGGGUUUGUGGACCAUAUUUCAGCAAUUGCAAGAGUUAUUUUUGUUUUAUCUCUGUGCCUAAAAUUUACAUGAGGACUCGCAAAGUAUCGGCCAUCCCUUCCAGAAAAUUGUUUUCAUGUUCUGUGCUGAUCUGCAAGUAGAUUUUAAAAACACGGUAAUACAUGAAGAAAUAAUAUCUUGAUGCAACUGUCAUCCCAACAGUUAGAAGUGGCUGGAGGAGGAAUGCAAACGCCAAAAAUUGAUUAGUGCUUCCACUUAAUGACUCUUGCAGUUGGCUGAGAGCAGUGUAAGGAGAACAUCCCGAGCUGUGCUGCUAUGUGGUUUUGUGAAAGCCAUCGCUGAGGUCUGUGAAAUAAUGUAUGACUGUCUCUUGCAGAGCACUCCUCUGUCCUCUCCUCCCACUCUGAUGGCAUUAAAAUGCUCUUUGGUUCUGAGAAUUAAAUUAUAAAGAUCUUUGUGAACAGAAGGUCAGUUAAUUUUUAGUGCUUUCACUACAAAAAGGAUGAAAAUGUGAUGAGCAGCCCUUCAGAUGGAAGUUUAUACAGUCUCAAACAAAAGAGUGCAAAGGAUUUUUUAGCACUUAUUAAGUACAACACAGUUGGAAGGCUUAGCAGAAGUGGCUUCAAGCCUUGUUAGUCCUGUACAAAGCUUUGUAAAGAUGCCAAAAUUAGCUCAGGUACUGAGAGAGAUAAGUUAAUGAAGCUUUAUAAAUUAAGAAUCUUUUGUCCUUCCAUCAAGGCAGGGAAAGAAGAUAGCAAUAACUUCAGAGAUUCAUUAGUUGCAUCUCAGUUUUCUUGAUGGUAAAAUGCCAUCUUCCCAAGGCUUCGAACAGCCCAGGAGAACCACUUUGGGCUUUCUUGGCUGACCAAUUAGUUCUGGCUUUUCAUCAGUUUUAAAAUGUGAAUGCAUUACCUUAUUUGCAGCACUUGAUAAUGAGGGUGGGACUCAGCCAUCUGUUUCUUGCCCUGAGGAGUUUCAGUGAAACGGAUCUUUCCAGACUGGUGGUGCCACUAUCGGACACCUCUUUUCUUUGGCUACUACUCAGGCAUUUCAGCUUGACCCAAGUUCAGAAGCUCAGCAGAAGUAGUGAGGUCCUCUUUGCUUGUUCUAGAGCUGUUUGGGUUGAGAAGAAUAUGAUUGUGAGACUACAUCUCCUAAGCCGCUCACAGGUUAUGUAAUGAAUGCAAGAGUGAAUGCUUCCACUUCAAAUGGGAUUUUUUUGGUCGGUAAUGUCAGUAUGUUCAUAUUUGUCUUGAAGUAAGAUAUUUCUUACGGAGAACCAUCUGAACAACCUCCCCACAGAUGUGGUAGAGUCUCCAUUGUUAGAAAUUUUGAAGAGGAUGCUAAAUGGUUUCAUGGAGGCUUUAUUUCACAUGAAAGGCUGGACCAAAUGAUCUUUUGAGUUCCCUUCCAGCCUGGCCUGUUCCAUGAUUCUGUGGAGACCUUCUGCGAAGGUCUCUGCCAGAAAGCCUAUCAUGGUGGGCUUUGAGGUCAGACCACAGUUGGGUGACAGAGCAGACAAGCUGUGUGGGAUGAGUGUCCCCACAAAUUGCUGUCCUGCAGACAGCGCUCCUUGUUUGGAAAUGAUAAUGUUGAUUAUUGGGUGAGUUACUGGCUGUUGAUAUUAUAGGUGGAGGGACUAACCAAUAUUAAGCAUAAAAAAAAAAAAAAAAAGAAAAAAACAAAAACAACAAAAAAAAAAACCAACAAAAAAAAACCCCCAAAAAACCACCACCAACAAAAAAACACCACAAACCAAAAAAAAACCUCCUUACAGAGAAAGUUAAAAAAAUAGACUUGAGGCAAAAAUAUGCCCUAAAUGAUCACGAACAGCAGUGAUGUAAGCUGAGACAAGUUCCAGAACCCCUCAUAGUAACAAUUACACUGUUUAACCUACCACAAAAGUAGAGACUUUGUUUUCCAUGCUGCAGCAGCCACUUUGAAAAUUUAAGUUUGGAUUCCGUUUUUAUUAAAUUGAAAAAAGUGAAAGAAAAGACAAAAUACUUCAAUUUUUAAAGAGCCCUAAAGUUUUUACCUAUGCCAUCAUCCAUGUUCCAUGUCUUCGGCAAAAUGAAUGUUUGGUACAACCAUUUUAGUAAAACUUUAUGAUGGGCUGAACACAUGAGUUAAUUUUUAUUUAGCAAAACAUCAUUCUGCAUUCAUCAAUGUGAAUGCAACAUUUGUCUCUGGAAAAUAUACCAGUGCAAGUUGCUGUCAUGUAAAGAACCAUAUGUGCUUUACCUCACCCUUAGGUAAUAGUGUGCUAUGACUGUGCUUCUUUUGGAAGCAAAGCACAUGACUAUCAACAAGCUUGUGUUCCCAGAGUUCUUCUAACAUUUAUUCUUACUUAGCAUUUAUUCGGAACUGAGAAGCGUCACCUUCUGUCAUUUUGUGUUCCUGCAGAGAACAUGAUUAGGCUCUUACACAAUGCUUUCAGUUUGUUGGGUUUUUUUGUUUGUUUUUUUAACUGAUAGUUCCUUAAAUUUAAGUUUGACAGCAUGUGUGUGAUAGAAAUCUGUUGAAAGUGUCUGACUGAUAUCAGUAGGAUACCCAUGACUUCAAUAGAAGAUUGAUGGAAUAAAUUAAUUUAAUUGAAGCUGGUUCUUCAAGGAAAGCACCUUACUGGAUUUCUUAUACAGAAAAAGGAAGCAGUGAUGAUAGAGCUACAGGUGUUGUGUAGCUUCAAGAUACAACUAAAUAGCAGUAAUUAUGGAGGAACAGGUGAAAUUAUGUUUAUUUGCAGACAAAUUAAUGUAAAAAUAGCACUGAUUUACUAGGAGGAUCUUCAGCAUGCCUUCACCUUGCAAGGUUAUUCAUGCUACUGCAAAGUGUUGCUGAGUCAGGAUGGCAAAUUUUCUGUGCCCUCUUUGAAGUGGUAUGCAGUGUAACCUGCAGGCAUCAAGGCAGGAAUUUAGAAAUAGUGGCCAAUGCUUUUACUGCUCCUUCCCUUUUGAAGCCCCAAACAAGCAAGGUUGUAGCAGAGAGCAGACUGUGUGGUAUGUACUGAGCAGAAUUAUUCGCACAGAAGGGAACAGCUGUACAAGUGAAUUCAGCUGUUAGGAUCUACAGGUCUGAGUGAUUUUAAAAGCUGCUUUGUCACAACCAGAUUAUGUGCUAAACUGAGUACCUCCACCCAAACCUUGGCAGGGAAUUCAACUCUGGUAUCUCACAAACAAUCUUUGCUAGACUAGCAGUGUGUUGUAGGUGACUUGGUUGUGCUUUUACAUGUGACAGAACCAGAAGCUCUGAUUGCUCACAUCUAGCUCUCUUUUUGAUUUAAAUGGGAAUGGGAUUUUGAGACAUUUAGACUUUUGUUUUCCCUGACAUAAUCUGCUUCUUCAAGUCAUUGCCAACUUUCUCAAGAGAAUUCAUUUUUUUUCCUGUGAAGGUGCAAAAUUUCCUGAUUUCAGUAAACUUCACUGCUGUAUUUGCCUUUUUAUUCUUCCCUGGAUUCAGCAGAAAUGUGCAAAAUGUUCCACUGCCUGCAAUGCUAGAAAGGAACUGCCACAGUGCUGGGGCAGUCCUGUCCCUCACUCACAAUGACCUCUCUGUGGUUUUGUAGCAGGCAGAGCCACAGGGGAAAAAGAAACUGAAUGAUGAGGCAGCACCAUCAUCCUGUCCCACUCACAGGGACUGCAGUUUACAUGGCAGGUCAUCCAAAAUGAGGUGAUAGCUUGCGGGAUUUGCAAAAGGCAGAUGAUUCAGAUAAACAAUGCCUCAUUUGCUUUAUACUUUCUCAUCUUAUUCACUUUUCCCUCCUUUAUUAUUGUGUGUCAUCCUGUGUUUCUAUAUUCAAGACUGUUAAGGGCUUUGCCAGUACAAUCUUGUGAUGCCAGUUGGAUGUCCCAACAGGAUAGAGGUACUACACACUUUUUCCAUCUCCCUGUUCUUGCACCGUGUAACUAUGUUGACUUCCUUUUCUAGUGAUGGGUGACAUUUUUGGUGCUUUUAAGUAACUUUUUGCCUGCUUCUUCAAACACUGGGAAGUCUCUCAUGUUGUACUUAUCCCUUUCAGGGAUGUGUCAUUUAUUUACCACUUGAAUUGUUCAGUAUCCUGCUGAUACCAGGAAGAACAGAGUCUAUUGUGAAAUAACUUCUUGUUCUUUGGGUAUUGAUUUCAAUGACAGUUCAUGAGGGUUUUUGUUUCUUUGGGAAGUGCAGUCACUGCAUUCUUAUAGAUUCUGCAGUCAGCACUCAUGUGAGUGUAUAGAUAAUUAAGAAUAGAUGUUUAAAUAAAGCUCUAUAAAUUGAUAUCAUAGACUAAGAUACUAUUUAGAUAGUAUCUUAGAUACCAAGACUGUUCUCUCUGUGCUGGCCAUAGUACCAGGAAGUUUUCUCCUUUACUAAAUACUUCCAAACCAUUUUUCACUUACCUUCAUGAUUGAAUUUCAUGGAAGUAGUAGAAGAUCCUCCCUACAAUGCUGUAUAUGAGGAUUUAAUAGCCAUAGGGAAAAACAAUGAUGCUGGAAUAACUGCAUCAUGCCCAAUGAGAGUAACUUCUGUUAACUGUGGGGAAACUUUUCUGCCCAGUGGACUUUUCCCAGUUUCUACCUAUUUUGGUUGGUUUCCAGCUUUCCAAUACUCAAAAAUAACUCUGUUAAACUGACCCAAGCAAGGCUGAUGUGCUUAUGUCAGUCUCUUGCGUGCGUAAGUCUCAGGUACAUCCAGCAUAAUCUGGGUGGUAUUUUGUUUUGAUCCACAGCUGAAUUCAGUACCAGAAAGCCACCAGAGUAGAUCAAAAGUCCUGUUUGAAUUCACAACAGAGUUCAUAACUUUGAAUAACUUUUUUUAAAAAAAAAAAAUGUUCCUAGAUUGCUGGAAAGUGUUACUAAAUAUUCCUUGAGAAACAAGCUGGGAAUUAUCCAAGAGGAGGGAGGCACAUUGCCUCUUACUACUUCCCUCUGAUUUGUGCUGAUCCAUUGCCAGGUUUUAACUUUACAAGGUUUAUUUUUAUCAAUUUUCAACAAUAAACAGUGGGACUAUCUUCAAUAAAAGAUUUACAGUGCAUCAUGAAGAAAUACAACUCCCUACCACAUAUUAUAUUGAUCUAUUCCCAAAUGCUACUGAAACAGCCUAUAAAAUCCCAAAUGAAGUCCAGUGAUGGAGAACUUCCUCUCUCUAGUGACAGAUGCAUAUGACUCUUAUGUUUUCAGAAGACAAUAAAAGGGAAGGGAGUGACCCUGCUUCUUUGACCAUAUCUUCAGCAGCCCAGUUAAAUCUGUCAACUCAAUGUAAUCCACAUAAAUAAUGAAUUUGGGAACCAAGGGAACUGCCAGUGUGUCUGAAAAUUCCCAUUCUUUGAAGCUGCCUUUCCUGCUGCAGUCAGACCAUAAUUAGUCACAGAAGGCCUUGUUGUAACUAGUAAAUGGAUGGCCCAACAAUGAUUUGAAUAGUCUGGUUCUGGCUGGAGCCCUGAAUAUUCUCAAAUGGGUGGGUGAGAUGUAAAUCAUUAGUCAUCAUAUAAAAUAAAAAUAAAUCUGACUUCUUAUCAUGUAGUUUAUGCUGAAAUAACCUCCUGAAGUGUGAUCUGAUGUGCAAAUUUUUUCAAGAAUCCUUUCUCCAUUUCUACUGUUUUCAAUCUAAUGGAAUGGUUCAAUAAUUGGUGUCUUCUUUCUGGUCAGAAGGAUGAUGAAUGUAGCCCUAAAGGUUGGAAACUAAUGUGUACAAAUCUCUUGUAAAACUUAAUUUAGGACUUUGCUUUCUAAGUAAGUUACUGUUACAGCAGUCAGAUGAGCGCUUGCUGAAGAAUUAAAUAUUGCAACAUUGUUCCAUCCUGAUUCUCCAUUGGAAAAAAAAAAGGCAAUAGAUUGGAAACAUCAAGUCUGGGGUUUUACUGGUACUUUGGAGUCAGGAACUGAGUUUUCUUUGAAUUUCAAAGGCAGUUUGUAGCUUUCAUUGAGGGCCUUCUGAAAAGGCUCGUUUAGCGUUUUUGUUUUUGUUCCCCAGUGAUAUCUAAACUGAGUAAUAAAAUAAUUGCUGACAUACCGGUUUAUUUACAAUGUUGUAUUCAACAAUAAAUGGAAGGCAUGCUGAUCCUUCCAUCCUUUAA